AUGUAUAUGAUUUUUAGUGAUCCACGAUGUGAAGCCAAAUCAAAAAUUGUUUCCUUCGAUUUAGAUGGUACUUUAGUCACUACAAAAACUGGUAAAACUUUUGCUACAUCUUCAGAGGAUUGGAAGUGGUUGAAUGAAAAAGUGGUAUCAACACUUCAACAAGAAGUAGAAAGAGAUGCAAAGAUUGUCAUUUUCACUAACCAAAAAGGGGUCAUGAGUCGUGGUGAAGUAAACACCAAAAAGUGUAAUGAAUUUUGUCAACGAAUAGAACAUAUCCUAAAACAAUUAGCUGGGUAUGAGAUAUAUGUACAAGUGUUUGUUGCAAUAUCAGAUAACAUUUAUAGAAAACCACUUCCAGGAAUGUGGUCAUUAUUAGAGAAAAAUAACCAAGGUAUCAAAAUUGAUAAGUCAAAGAGUUAUUUUAUUGGAGAUGCAGCAGGAAGAAGAGACCAUUGGGUGAAAGGAAAAAAGAAAGAUUUUAGUUGCAGUGAUCGUAAAUUUGCGAAAAAUGUUGGGAUAAAAUUUAACACACCUGAAGAAUAUUUUCUUGGAAUGAAACCUUGUGAGUUUGAGUGGGAUGACAUAGACAUGAAUUCCUUUCCUGUAGUCUCAGGAAGAGAAAGGUUAGACCUUUUAAAAAUCCAAUUCAAAGAAAGUAGGGAAAUAAUUUUAUUUGUUGGAUCUCCUGCUUCAGGUAAAACUUCAUUUUAUAAGAAAUAUCUAAAACCAAUGGGGUAUGAAUGGAUCAAUAUGGAUACACUAGGCAAUAAAACAAAGUGUAUGAGAGAGGCAAAGAAAUUGAUUGAAAAUCGGUCAUUUGUUAUUGACAAUUCAAAUCCAACUGUUGAAGGAAGACAGGAAUUUAUUGAGUUAGCGAAAAAGAAUGACAUUCCUAUUAGGUGUUUUUAUUUUGCAUGUGAUAAAAAAUUAACAAACCACUUAAAUACUUUUCGAGCAUUAACAACAAAUAAAAAUAUUCCAGUAAUUGCUAUAAACGUGUAUUAUAAAAAUUUUGUUCAACCAAAAAAAGAAGAAGGAUUUACAGAAAUUAUAACAAUCCCAUUUGUAAUAGAAGAAGAUUAUUUAUUAACAAAUGAUAGAAAACAAUUAUUAUAUUAUUCAUAUUAA
This is a messenger RNA of Entamoeba dispar SAW760, 1128 nucleotides long. RefSeq names its product polynucleotide kinase- 3'-phosphatase, putative. The record is from RefSeq and is a predicted model, not a curated record. Gene Ontology annotation, biological process: DNA repair. NCBI's taxonomy places the organism in Eukaryota, Evosea, Mastigamoebida, Endamoebidae. The coding region runs from base 1 to 1128 and encodes 375 amino acids. Gene Ontology annotation, molecular function: polynucleotide 3'-phosphatase activity; double-stranded DNA binding; ATP-dependent polydeoxyribonucleotide 5'-hydroxyl-kinase activity. The transcript has 2 exons.